AGUGACGCGCUUAAUUUGGACCUUCAUCCCGUUCCUAUAUAUAGCUACCUUCCCUGACACUCUAAAGCCAUCUUGGAAUUCAAAAGAAUUUUCCAUGGCUUCUAACAAAACCCUUACUCUUGUUUUCUUUGUAUUAUUGGGCUUCGGUAUUUGUUCAGCCACUAGAGCCCUCCUCACUCUUCAAGCUGGAAAUGUUCACGUUGGCUAUGACAAUGUUGUGCAAGCUGCUAUAGGAGAACAUGGGGUAACUGGCUACGGAGGUGGUGCUGGUAGUGGAGAAGGUGGUGGUGCAGGAUAUGGAGCUGCAGGUGGACAUGGCGGUGGAGGUGGUGGUGGUAGUGGUGGUGGAGGUGGAGCUGCUUAUGGUUCCGAAGGUGCUGGAUAUGGAAGUGGUAGUGGGCAAGGAGGUGGUGUUGGAUAUGGUGCCGGUGGACAAAAUGGGGCUGGAUAUGGUGGCGGGGGUGGUGGGGGAAGUGGAGGUGGAGGUGCAUACGGUGCAAGAGGAGAACAUGGUGCUAGUUAUGGAAGUGGUGAAGGAAGUGGUGCUGGUAGCGGCUAUGGAGCAGGGGGAGGGAAUGGUGCUGGCUCAGGUGGAGGAGGUGGUGGGGGGAGUGGUGGUGGUGGUGGAGCAGGCUAUGGUGCAGGAGGAGCGCAUGGAGGUGGGUAUGGUAGUGGGUCAGGAGCUGGUGGAGGUUAUGGUAUUGGUGGUGGAGCUGGUGGUGGUUAUGGUGGUGGUGGUGGAGGUGGUUCUGGUGGUGGUGGCGGCAGUGGUAGUGGAGGUGCCCAUGGGGGUGGUUAUGGAGCAGGUAGUGGAGAGGGUGGUGGACAUGGUGGCUAUGUCCCUUGAAACUAUGUACCUUCUCCCUUUGAUCAUUUUUAAGAAGAGUGCAUGCAUGCGUGAAUCUUGUAACCUUAGU
This is a messenger RNA of Juglans microcarpa x Juglans regia, 917 nucleotides long. RefSeq names its product glycine-rich cell wall structural protein 1.8-like. The transcript has a single exon. NCBI's taxonomy places the organism in Eukaryota, Viridiplantae, Streptophyta, Magnoliopsida, Fagales, Juglandaceae. The record is from RefSeq and is a predicted model, not a curated record. Bases 95 to 847 code for a protein of 250 amino acids.